Messenger RNA from Oryzias latipes (Japanese medaka), 2273 nucleotides. It is a transcript of the gene abcg5, whose product is annotated as ATP-binding cassette, sub-family G (WHITE), member 5. Gene Ontology annotation, cellular component: apical plasma membrane; plasma membrane; ATP-binding cassette (ABC) transporter complex. Gene Ontology annotation, biological process: transmembrane transport; cholesterol homeostasis; cholesterol efflux. Lineage: Eukaryota; Metazoa; Chordata; Actinopteri; Beloniformes; Adrianichthyidae. Gene Ontology annotation, molecular function: ATP hydrolysis activity; ATP binding; ABC-type transporter activity. The record is from RefSeq and is a predicted model, not a curated record.
AUGGAGUCUUUCAAAUUUGUGCCGGAGGACAAGAGAGAUGUGUGGAGGGAAAGCAGAGAGGACACAGAGCCGCCAAGCAGUCUCAGUGUCUGCAAGAUCUCCUACACUGUCAGUGAGCGCGUGGGACCCUGGUGGGACUUGCCCUCCUAUAAGAAGCAGUGGACUCGGCAAAUUCUCAGUGAUGUCUCCUUCUAUGUGGAAAGCGGCCAGAUUAUGGGAAUACUGGGAAAUUCAGGUUCAGGAAAGACCACGUUACUGGACGCCAUCUCAGGAAGAAUCGGAAACAAUGGAACUCUGUUGGGCGAGGUCUUCCUGAACGGCAGAAAACUGAAAAGAAACCAAUAUCAGGACUGCUUCUCUUACGUGCUGCAGAGUGAUAACUUGCUGAGCUACCUAACAGUGGAGGAGACUCUGACCUACACAGCCCAUCUGGCCCUGCGCAAACAUUCUGCCAAAGCAAUCGAGGAAAAGGUGUCGGCAGUGAUGGCGGAGUUGAGUCUGACUCAUGUGGCCCACAGCGUCAUUGGCGGUCGAAUUUUCCCAGGGAUCUCUGGGGGUGAGAGGAGGAGGGUCUCCAUCGCCAGUCAGUUACUCCAAGAUCCACGGGUGAUCCUGCUGGACGAGCCGACCACCGGUCUGGACAGCAUGACGGCCAAUCAGAUCGUGAUGCUGCUGGCUGAGCUGGCCAAAAGAAACCGCAUAGUGAUGGUGACCAUCCAUCAGCCACGCUCAGAGCUGUUCCGGGUCUUCAGCCGGAUAGCGAUAAUGAGUCGAGGAGAGUUGGUUUUCUGUGGGCAGCCUGGUGAGAUGGUGGACUUCUUCAGUGGAUGUGGAUACGAGUGCCCAGAGUACUGCAACCCUUUUGACAUAUUUGUUGACUUCACCUCCGUGGACACGCACAGCAGUGAAAGAGAAGCAGCCACUUCCAGCCGCAUGCAUGAGAUCACCGCAUCCUAUCGGAGGUCUACAAUCUACCAGAACAUGCUGACCAAAAUGGAGCAGAGCCUGCAGCAAGCAGACAAGCCAGCCAUCCCCUUCAAGAGCAAAGACUCGCCCAGUGGUUUGGCCAAGCUUGGAGUGCUGAUCAGGCGAACUGUGAGAAACCUUUCUAGAAACAGGAUGGGUGUGAUGAUGCGCCUGGCCCAGAACCUGAUAUACGGGUUGUUUGUGGCCUUCUUUGUGACGCGCCUGGACAUCGACGUGGACAAGGGGGCGGUGCAGGACCGCAUCGGCAUCAUCUACCAGAGUGUAGCGGCUUCACCGUACACCGGCAUGCUCAACGCGGUCGCUCUCUUUCCAGCUCUGCGUGCCAUUAGUGAUCAGGAGAGUCAGGAUGGCCUUUACAGUAAAUGGCAAAUGUUUCUCGCCUACAUCGUCCACAUCCUGCCCUUCAGCAUCCUGAGUAUCGUCAUCUUCACCUCUUUUCUAUACUGGGUGGUGGGAAUGCACCCAGAAACUUUGCGAUUUUUGUGUUUCACUGCGGUUGUCCUUGUGCCACAUAUUAUAGGAGAGCUUCUGACUGUGGUUCUGCUGGGAGUGGUUCAAGACCCCAACAUGGUCAACACUGGUGUGGCUCUACUUAACAUCGCAGGAAUCUUAGUGGGGUCUGGCUUCCUUAGGAGCAUCCAGCAGAUGCCUGUGGUCUUUCAGUGGCUUAGUUACCUGACUUUCCAGAAAUACAGCUGUGAGCUGCUCAUCGUCACUGAAUUCCAUGACCUCCAGUUUACAUGCAACGUUUCGAAGCCCUUACCAGGAGCAUGCCUGAUCACCACCGGGGAUCAGAUCAUUGAUGAGGGCUAUCCCGGCGCUCUGCAGCGAUACACAAGAGACUUUGUGCUUCUCUACUCCUUCCUCCCUGUUUUGGUUCUCCUGGGCGUAAUCAGCUUUAAAAUCAGGGACAAACUUGUGCGUCACUAAAAUACAUUUACAGCUUUUAUUUUGUGUGUUCAAACCAAACACUGAAGUGAAAUAUUCUAUAGAACAUCUACAGACACAUCAAUAUAAUAAAGAUUUAGGGCUAAACAAAUAAAAUUGAAUUGAAUUGAAAGAUGUAAAUUUUUAGAAAAUGUUGUGGCAAAGUAUUCAAACUGUUGGUCAGUCCAUUUAAAAGAAAAGUCAUUAAGAAAUGGGAAUGAAAACAAAUGAGGUAAGCUGAAUGUUUAUCUUUAUUAUAAAAUUCUAUGUCAGAAGGCAACAAAAAACAGAGUAAAGCAAACAGAAAACCUAACUUAUCAUAUUAAAUCAAAUUACAGGAAGUUAUUUCUUUUUUUUAA